This is a messenger RNA of Antrostomus carolinensis (chuck-will's-widow), 1236 nucleotides long. RefSeq names its product solute carrier family 33 member 1 (gene SLC33A1). Gene Ontology annotation, biological process: acetyl-CoA transmembrane transport. Lineage: Eukaryota; Metazoa; Chordata; Aves; Caprimulgiformes; Caprimulgidae. The annotation marks the transcript as partial. Gene Ontology annotation, molecular function: acetyl-CoA transmembrane transporter activity. Gene Ontology annotation, cellular component: membrane. The transcript has 6 exons. The record is from RefSeq and is a predicted model, not a curated record.
CGCAAGUCCUGGCUGGUGCCCACGCAGUACGUCCUGGGGCUCUUCAUGAUCUACAUGUCCACCCAGGUGGAGCUGCUGCUGGGCGACGGGGAGGGCCGGGGCCCCGACGUGGUGGCCUUGACUGUGACUUUCUUCCUCUUCGAGUUCCUGGCAGCGACGCAGGACAUUGCGGUGGACGGCUGGGCCCUGACCAUGCUGUCCAGGGAGAACGUGGGCUAUGCCUCCACCUGCAACUCCGUGGGCCAGACAGCCGGCUACUUCCUGGGCAACGUCCUCUUCCUGGCCCUGGAGUCGCCCUCCUUCUGCAACAAGUACCUACGGUUCCAGCCCCAGCCCCAGGGGAUUGUCACCCUCGCAGAUUUCCUGUUUUUCUGGGGAGCUGUCUUUUUAAUUACCACUACACUAGUCGCCCUUUUCAAAAAGGAAAACAAGGAGCUAACGCCAACAAAAGAAGAAACUAAAGGCAUCACUGAUACCUACAGGCUGCUGUUCUCAAUAAUCAAGAUGCCAGCAGUUCUUACUUUCUGUCUCUUAAUUCUCACAGCAAAAGUUGGAUUUUCAGCAGCAGAUGCUGUAACAGGACUCAAACUGGUGGAAGAGGGCGUCCCAAAAGAGCACUUGGCCCUGCUGGCGGUUCCAAUGGUUCCUUUACAGAUAAUAUUGCCCCUGAUUAUCAGCAAAUACACAGCAGGCCCCCAGCCACUCAACACCUUUUACAAAGCCAUGCCUUUCAGAUUACUGCUUGGUCUGGAAUUUGCUUUUUUGGUGUGGUGGACUCCUCAAGUAAAGCACGAAGGAGGAUUUCCUGUCUACUACUAUGUUGUAGUAUUGUUGAGUUAUGCUUUACACCAGAUCACGCUGUACAGCAUGUACGUGGCGAUCAUGGCUUUCAACGCCAAGGUCAGCGACCCGCUGAUCGGAGGGACCUACAUGACGCUGCUCAACACGGUGUCGAACCUGGGAGGGAACUGGCCUUCCACCGUGGCACUCUGGCUCGUGGACCCACUGACGGUGAAAGAGGGUGCGGGGGCCCAGGAACAGACCUGCGGAACCACGGCUGCUGCAGAACUCUGCACAAAAGCCGGUGGCUCCUGCGUUACCACCUUGGACGGUUACUACGUGGAAUCUGUCAUCUGUGUCAUUCUGGGAUUUGGCUGGUGGUUCCUACUUGGGCCGAAAUUUAAGAAGCUGCAGGACGAAGGACAGUCUUCCUGGAAGUGCAAGAGGACCAAUUGA